AUGGCAGGGGUGAUACUGCUCACUGCCAAGGAAGACAUCUCACUGUACGAUCACGCCCUAGGCCAUGCCCCUGCGCCUGCUGCUACUGCCGACAGCUCUACCCGCUCACAGUGGCAGACUCAUGACGCCCACGCUCGCUUUGCUAUUCGCAACUCCCUGCCGCUAGAAGAGCGCGAGCACUUUGGCCAGCACAAGACUGCACAGGACCUGUACAAAGCUGUCGUUGCCCGCUACUCCUCGCCUGCCUCUGCCGCUCUAGGCCGUCUCUCGCUUCCCUACCUGUUCCCCGACCUGUCCUCUUUCCACACAGUCGCUGACCUCAUCACCCACCUCCGUACUAGUGAGGCCCGCUUCCGUGCUGCCAUGCCCGCCGAGUUCCUUGCCAAGAACCCUCCCCCGCUCUGGCUCACUCUCUACCACCUAGUCACCCGCCUCCCUGACUCUCUGCGUGCAGUCAGGGAUUCCUUCCUAGCUCGCUGCCCUACUGAGCUCACCAUUGCCCUCCUCGAGAAGGAACUACUUGCAGCUGAGGCUAGCAUAGUCGCUGUAGGUGCCUCUCGUGGCGACCCCCGCACCCCGUUCUUUGAGGGGUGUUCUCCUUCCCCCCUUCUUCCCUCUGUCGCCUCUGCUGCUGCUGUCGACCUCCUUGGUGCUGAGAAGGUCGGGACUGCGUCUGCUUCGAGCGGACGCCGCAGCGGCAAGGGCAAAGGGGGCAAGGGAGGCGGAGGUCACAGUGGGGGAGGAGGUGGUGGGGGCGGUGGCGGCGGUGGGGUGGUGGCGUGGCUGGAGGGGUGA
This is a messenger RNA of Closterium sp. Yama58-4, 795 nucleotides long. The record is from the annotation of a GenBank genome assembly. Lineage: Eukaryota; Viridiplantae; Streptophyta; Zygnematophyceae; Desmidiales; Closteriaceae.